Prorocentrum cordatum is the source of this 389-nucleotide messenger RNA. Lineage: Eukaryota; Dinophyceae; Prorocentrales; Prorocentraceae. The record is from the annotation of a GenBank genome assembly.
AGGACAGCCUCGGCCCGUGCACCGUCCAGCUGCGGGGCCUCCCCUUCAGGGCCACCAUCGCAGACAUCAAGGCCUUUCUUGGUGAACACGCCGCAAACCUUGCCAGCACGGAGCCGUCAAUUCGCCUCUUGCUCAACCGCGACGGGAAGCCAUCAGGCUUUGCCCGCCUGCAGUUCACGAGCCCUCAGGCGCCCUGGCCGCCGCCGCCGCCCGCCCGCCCGCCGAGAGGGGGCGCAGGCCCGCACAGAGGCAGGUGGGUGGCAGUUGGCGCCUCCAACUGCAGGCGGUGGCACAUAUGCCGUGAGGUAUUUUUUCGUGGUGUUCGGCCUCCAGGGGCCCUCGACGGGCCCCGGGACCGUCAACAAAACGUCUCAGGAUGAACAUCCGGU